Aspergillus calidoustus is the source of this 333-nucleotide messenger RNA. Lineage: Eukaryota; Fungi; Ascomycota; Eurotiomycetes; Eurotiales; Aspergillaceae. The record is from the annotation of a GenBank genome assembly.
AUGUCUGAAACCACAUCUAGGAAAGAGACGGCGAUGGAAGAGGCUUCUACGAACUCGUGUGGCUACCAGUGGAUACCGAAUCCCACGGAAAGAAAUCCUGCCUCCGAGUCUACUUCGCCCGAACUCUCUGACAACGAUUCCGAUUCCGAUUCCGAUUCCCGAUCCUCCGGCGCUGGAACUUCCUUCGCCCAUACCAUUCCGUCCAGUACACAGGAGGAAGAGACGCGCAUGAGUCAAGAAGUGGGCAGCAGCAAUGGUAAAAUCAACGGACGUGGAAUCAGCAUUAUCUUCCCCACUAACAGAGCCCAGGCGUCGAUCCUCCCUCCCUUCUAA